This is a messenger RNA of Folsomia candida, 3467 nucleotides long. RefSeq names its product TRPL translocation defect protein 14. Bases 1030 to 2619 code for a protein of 529 amino acids. NCBI's taxonomy places the organism in Eukaryota, Metazoa, Arthropoda, Collembola, Entomobryomorpha, Isotomidae. The record is from RefSeq and is a predicted model, not a curated record. Gene Ontology annotation, molecular function: GTP binding; phosphatidic acid binding; phosphatidylinositol binding. Gene Ontology annotation, biological process: photoreceptor cell maintenance. The transcript has 8 exons.
CUUUCUUUUUUAGCUUGGUAUGCAUGCCCAAUUAGUCAUGUUUAAUCAUUUAACCGAAAAAAUCUAGUGAGUACAAAAUUUAAAAUCAUUCUAGAAUCAUUUUACAAAUUUUGUUGCCAGUGCUUAUACUUCGAAAAAGGUCUAAAUUUCGAAAAACUAGAACUCUACCUAACAUACGUAUAUUCUUAAGAAGCUGGUAUUAUUUUUACAAUAUUCCCUGCUUAUUCAAACUAAACCCUAUAAGAUCUAUACAUUAGUUCAGCGUAGAUGUAAUGUGCAACGUAUGUAUCAGUAUGUAUGUACGAGUACACAUGUACAUAUAUAUAUAUAUAUGUGCAUAUAUGUACAAGUUUGUUACGAAUUGGCAAAACAUAAACUAAAAAUUCACCAAAUUCUGGUUACGACAAAUUCAUGGUCAAAUUGACUGACUUUAGUAAGAAAUUGACGUAAUUUGACGGAAUUUUGAGAAAAAGUAUCUUGUAUCUUGUCAAAAGUAUCUUAAGAUACUUUUCUGCCAGGCAUAUCUAGAUAAGAUACUUACACAAGAUACUUUCGACUUUCUAAAAGAUAGAAGAUACAAGAUACAAGAUACUUCUCUGAUCAGGCGACGAAGAUACAAGAUAAAGAUACUAUCUUGUAUCUUUUAUCUUGUAUCUUGACCAAGUAUCUUGCCCACCCCUGGUAUUUAUUAUUACUAACACGGGUGUAAUAUUACAUGUCAUUGAGAUAAGCAACGAACUAACCCUCAGCACCUAUACUUACAUCCAUCAUAUUAAUUAUACACACAUUGCACCAUGAACGAACCAGGAAAUGAAAUCAUCAACUUCUUUCUGUUCACGGAAUUCGGCUCAACAAAUUUAAAACAAUCGUCGUCUCAGUUCCUUGUUCAAAAUUGCAUAUACACCGACUAAAAUCACGACUCUUCCACAUGAUACUGAGGCUGAUUGUUGGUCAGUCGGUCGGGGGUGGUGCAUCCAUGUAACAGUUCUUCUCUUAGUUUGGGCUGACAAGAUCAUUCAUCUCAUAAAAAUGGAGAAUGGUUAUUCUCCGGUACUGCAAAGGAUGGGUGACAUUGGGAAUAAGAGGAAGGUGUACAAGGUCGUGCUCACGGGAGGUCCGUGUGGGGGCAAAACGACUGGGCAAGCACGUCUUUGCUCGUUCUUUGAAACGCUGGGAUGGAAGGUGCUUCGUGUCCCGGAAACCGCGACUGUCCUGCUCGGAGGGGGGAUCAAAUUCUCAGAACUGACUGAAGAGCAGGGAAUGACUUUUCAAGAAGAGUUGCUCAAGACGAUGAUGCAGAUUGAGAGUACGUUCUUCCAGAUUGCAGAAUUUAUGGAUAAGGACGUCCUUGUCAUUUGCGAUCGUGGGGCGAUGGAUGCGUCUGCGUUCAUUGCUAAAGAGCAGUGGGAACGAAUUCUCAAUAAGAAUAAUCUCAACGAGGUGGAGAUACGAGACACCCGCUACAAUCAGAUUAUUCAUAUGGUGUCGGCCGCUAAUGGAGCGGAACCAUUCUACACGGUUGCGGAACACGCGUGUCGCUCUGAGGGGAUCGAAUUGGCACAAGAACUGGAUCAGAAAGCCGCGGAAGCUUGGAUUGGACAUCCAUACUUUGACAUAUUGGACAACUCGACCGACUUUGAAACCAAAGUGAAAAAGAUGAUUCAAUGUGUAUGUCAACGGAUCGGAAUUGACGUUCGGGAUCGAUUGGAGAUCAACUCUCGCAAAUUCAAGUUUCUUGUCCAAGGCCCACUGCCUGUGGAUGACGAGUUCCCAGUCAAAUUCCAAGAUUUCAGCGUCAUACAUGAUUACUUGCGGAUGAGUGAACAUAACAAACAGGCACGGUUAAGGAAGCGUGGUGUGAAGAAUCACUGGAACUACACGUACACAGAUCGACGUCCUGUUCAUGGACAAAUUGUCGAGGUGAAAACAACACUCUCUGCUCGAGACUAUGCCAUGAUGUUGGCUCAGAGAGAUCACAAUCACGUCACCGUAUACAAAACACGCAGAUGUUUUCUUUAUAAUGAUCAGUACUUUCAAAUGGACAUUUACAAGGAUCCCUGCCACCCACGGUGCAAGGGGCUCAUCCUUCUCGAAACAUACAGCACGUUGUCAAGCUCUGAAAUCCAACAGAGACUGCCAAAUUUUCUCUCCAUUGUGAAAGAGGUGACUGGGGAAGCUCGCUACUCCAUGUUUAACUUGAGCCUCAAGGAAACUUGGGACGGAAAUAAGCACUUUUGUGACAUUCUCGGUUCUGAUGGAACAUCCGAGACGGGAAAAAAUUUUAAGAAAAAUGGCUCCAGCUCGAGGUCGUCCGUGGCCAGCGUGGAAGAUGAAGAAGAUGAAGGACGGAGUGAGAUAUUCUUGGCGUGCAGUGACGCCAAGUCCGCACAACACUUCCGUGCAAAUGGAACUAUCGGCUAUGGCAAAUUUAAAGGAGCUCCGCUCAAUGGAAUUGAGACUAAUGGAGUGUGUCCCUCAAAAUCCAAGAAUGGUCAUAGCACUACCAAUACCACACCGUCAUCGUCUAAGACAAAUGGUAAAACAAAUGGAAGCUCUCCUUCUAAUACCAAAUCCACUAUCUCAACCACCAACGGCAAUGGGACAACAAAGAAACACUAAAAAAUCAAUUUGGAAGAAACCUGGAUAAUUUACCUACAUAUUUAUUAUAUACGAAAAAGUUACCACUUCCAUGCCAAAAUUGUAUGAAUGCUGCUCCAAUAUAAAAUAUAAAGUGUGCUGUUAUUAUUGUAACAGUUAGCCAAAAGAACCGCUAUAUAUUUUCGUCUGUCCCUCUUUGACCAAUUACCUGACAAAAUUUCAAUACAAACAAAUGUGCUAUAUUCUCAUAUGAUUAAGUAAAUUCAAUGGAAAUCAAUAUCAAUGCGUAUGGAAUCAGCCAAGAGCAGAAUUAAAAGGAGAAUUACAAAAAUAUUGUUAAAUAAUUAUUGUUAUCAUUAUAAUAUUCAGAGAAAGUGUGUUAUCUGUUAUUCUUUGCCUCUGAUUCCAAUUGUUUGGUAGCAUUAUAUGCCGCUAAUUUAUAGAUUUCCUGUGUCUAGAUUCUCAUCAUGACUUGGGCUUGACACUAUUUUAUUGAGAAAAUGACCAUCAUAACAUAGAAAUAUUAGACAGAGAGAGACAUAGUUGAAGACUAGACCGUACCGUAUCACGGAUUAUAAAUACUUAGUCAGUAAUAAGAAAAGCCCAGGCAAUUCCUGGCUAGUUUUAUAGAACUAUCUUGUAUUUUCAUAGAUGUAACAAUCGAUGAGCUAUCACAUAUUUUUACUAGUGUUAGUAACACUGUGUUACCCUACAAAUUUUAGAUAUUUCUCUUACUUCCCUUGCUUUUCGGUAUACAUACUUUCUCAACUAAUGGAGGUUUGAUUAUAAUUUGUAAAUUAAAUUGAAAAAAACUUGGUUUUGGAUUGUUUUGAUAUCUCACUGACUCUGAAAUAAAGAUUACGAAUUUA